AAGGUAAGGAGAUGGAGGGACAGGGCAGCGUUUAUAAAGGCUGAGAAGGAGAACCCAGGGCUGACCCAGGACAUCAUCAUGAAGAUCCUGGAGAAGAAAAACGUGGAGGUCAACUUCAUUGAGUCACUACUGCGCAUGGCUGCAGGCGACGUGGAAGAGUUCAUGAUUGACAGGCCUGAGCAGGAGUUCCAGGACUUGAAUGACAAGGCCCGGGCACUCAAACACAUCCUCAGCAAGAUCCCAGAUGAAAUCAACGACAGAGUACGCUUCUUACAGACCAUCAAGUCAGUACACAUACAUACAUAUACACAUACAAGCUUGUAGACCUCCCAGUACACCGUCAGUGACGUGAUUCACACUUCUCAAGCACACGUUCUCCAAAAACACAUUCAUUCUCUUGUUUCC
Molecule: messenger RNA, 405 nt
Organism: Salvelinus sp. IW2-2015
Lineage: Eukaryota; Metazoa; Chordata; Actinopteri; Salmoniformes; Salmonidae
Source: RefSeq, a predicted model, not a curated record